This is a messenger RNA of Halichondria panicea, 852 nucleotides long. RefSeq lists its product as uncharacterized. The transcript has 3 exons. Lineage: Eukaryota; Metazoa; Porifera; Demospongiae; Suberitida; Halichondriidae. The coding region runs from base 97 to 762 and encodes 221 amino acids. The record is from RefSeq and is a predicted model, not a curated record.
ACUGGCCCAAGGCCAAAGGGGAGGGGCUGAGCAGGUGCCUAGCACUUGCAACUCAACUUGCACAGCAUUUUCACUAGCACUGUCGCUGUACUGGUGAUGGCGUCCAGGCUUGACGAUACAGACUGCCAUACUGUACUGUUCAUGAAAAGAGGGUCAGAAUUUGUUCCCUAUCACAGGCCAAAGAAAUUUCCACUCUCUCUAGAAAGGCAUAGAUUGCUGAAGGAGAAUGCCUACAGUUACCGUCAGAGCAGUUGCGAUGUGAUAACCCAACGUCUGGAGCCAUCUCUGAUAGAGCCGUGGCUGGACUAUGAGGCAACCCUGUACGACCUCCCCAGACCAGGAAAACCCUCACAGAGGCAGCCAAGGAGAGAGGACAACAAACCAGACAUGUCAAUGGCCUUUCCUGAGGAUCUAAAUAUGUCAUUUCACAGUGGGCUACUGGAUAGUACUAUGGACGUAACAAGAACUGCCGUCAUGAAUUCACAAGCUGUUGAAAGAAGUCAAGUGGUUGUCCCAGACCGUGAUGACAUGAGGGGGGAGUACAGUGAACACACGGAGUCGCUGUAUCCAAGUAAUGAUCCGACAGACAAGAGCAGUAACCUUGUUGAUAGAGGCCAUAGCAACCAGAUGAGGAGUGAUGAUGGUUUGCUACCAACACGGGUUGACCCAACAAAACAAGAACUGCCACUUCUAUUCUACCCUCGUACCACCAAACAAACUCAUAAAUUGCCAAAGUUCUCAAAAAGACGUCGUCAUGCAUAAAUAGUCAAUUCUGUGAUUAGUUCUAUUCAUUCAGUACAUUUGCCUCCAUGUAUAAUCGAAUCAAUUGUAUUCUGAGGGUAAAUGAGAGAA